UCGCUCAAACACACGGAGUUCUGGCAGUGUGAUUUCGGGAAAGGCAUUCAAGGAGUGGUAUGAAGAGAAAUGGAUGAGCGUUAAGGAGAUGUGGGUGUUUGCAUAUCAUACGGCGUUCCUGUCCGAUAUUGUUAUGACAAACCUGACAUUUGAACGUCAGAGAAAAGAUUUUUCCCACAAGGAGUUGUUGAAUGAGGGAGCAACGUUACUCAGUGUCGUAUUGAAAACGAUCAUUGAAUCCCUUUUGCCUGCUAAACGAAAUUUCUACAAUGAACAAAACGUUCCACUCUCAAACCAACAUUGCAACAUCCCUUCAUUCUACCACACCCGACCACGUCAUCUUACUCAACACAUGGCCGAGACCAUGACAAACCUCGGUGAAUAUAUCGCAGAUGAUGUUGUUGUGAACAGCCUUGCAAGAGGAGAAUUCUUUGUGAAGUCCUCUCAUUCUGAUUUGGAAUAUAAAGUUCAAUUUGGAGACGACGGUAAGCUUCCUCAAUGCGAGUGCAAGAUUUGGUCCAAGACCAUGUUACCUUGCGAGCAUUUCUUGGCCGUUAUGCAACAUUGCAAGAACUGGAACUGGUCAAAUUUCCCGGAAAGAUAUCGUAACUCUCCGUAUCUUACACUGGACUGUGAAGUCACGCACGAAGAGAAAGAGACAGAUAAGAAUGUGGGUACAGACGACGGAAGGAUAUCAAUAAAUGGAAACGCAGUCCAACAAGAUUUAAGUCAGUUAGAUCUGACUUCUAGAGAAACCAGCCAGUUAGAUUCAAGUGAGAAUACACAAGAUCCAAGCGUAAAUCCAGCUAAUCCUAAUCAUCCUGGUCAAAAUGGAUUAGAUCCGCGAUCAAAUGAAGCGGAGAGCAAAGAUGUUAUUCCUCCUGUGAGCUUACACGAAGUUUUACUUGACAGAAAAUCUGGUUUGAAAAGUGCAGCAGCAGAGUGCCGUGAUUUAUUAAAUGACAUAAAUAAUUUGACUUUUCUCAUUUCGGAUAAGCACGUUCUCGUAUCGUUACGUGAUAAUCUUCAGGAAACACUUGAGAAUCUCAAACAAUCUGUUGUUGACGAUGAUGUCUCUGAAGGACAAAACGAGGGCAAUAAAAAUAAAGUGUUUCUGUUGAAAGACAGGAAACGUCCUGGGGAUUGGGUCGAAGAGACUGUUGGAUGUAAGAUAUUCAAGGUGGGUGAAGACGUAGAGAGUGAGGUUGAAGCAGAUGAAAUGACUGUUGGUGAUUCUACCAAUCAAGUCUUGGAAUGUGUUGAUAGUAAUGAUCAGUAUAGGUCAAUCAAUGGUAAUUCUUCUAUAUCUGAGGAGGUUUCUGGUGGUAAUAUUGGAAGGAGUGAGGAUAUAAAUGGUAGUGGAGGAACAUCUGGUGGUAUAAGCGACGAUGUUGCAACAGCUGAGGGUAUAAACGGUGAUGAUAUUGCAGCCAAUGUUUUGAACCCUAGUCAGAGUUCAUCUGAAAAUAUGAAUUACAAUAUCAAGACAUCUAGGAACCCAAGGGAUUUCUAUGGUCAUAUGAAUUGUAGUAAUGAGGAAUCCGGGAGUACUAACGAUGAUCUCGGGAUAUCAGGGGAUGUUGUGAAUGUGGAAACACCAGCUGAUACCAACGUCAGCAGUGGAAUAUCGGUAAUGACAGUUGAUAAGGGCAUAAUUAUGACAACUUCUGUCAACACUUCACAAGAAUCAACCGAGAACCACACCGUCCAAUUACAAUUGAAUACUGGCCAAUCAAAUCACGGUUCUGCAUUGAGUUUCUCAGAAUUUGAAGAUAAGAACGAGUUGUUGCAUUCCAACUCUCCUGGAAGCUUAACAAAGUAUGAAGAGAGGAUUCUGAUAAAACAAGAAAUUAUUCGACACUCUACGGUUAAUCUUGCUCAACAGUUUUUACAGAAAUCAUUUCCCAAUAUUAAUGGUCUUCAGAUUAUUGAUCGCGGUUCGAUUCAAACAUUUGAACACGUCAGUGGUGAUUUUAUUCAGAUUUUAAAUGAUGGUUACGAUCACUGGGUCUGCGUGAGUAACCUGGAGAUUGAUGUAAAAGAUCCUGCAACUGUGAACAUGUAUGACAGCAUGAAUCAAGGUUUUAUAGCCAAGUUUACCAAACAACAACUCGCCUCGUUCAUGUGUAUUCAGAGCGCAGAGAUGAAAAUUAUCAUGAAAUCAGUUCAACAACAAACCUCUCACGUUGAUUGUGGUGUAUUUGCCAUCGCCUUUGCGACAGCGCUUGCGCUUGGCCAAGACCCGAGCAAGUUACGAUAUGACGUACCAAAAAUGAGACCACAUCUUGUUGAGUGUUUGAAGUUGAAGAAGAUGAGUCCAUUUCCUGAGAUGAAACCUGGCAGCGAGAUCGUCCUGUCUAAGAGGAAGUUCUACACAGUCGAGUUGUUCUGUAGUUGUCGUAUGCCUUAUGAGAAACCAAAAAGUGAAGCUGACCUCAUGGCACAGUGUGGGAGCUGCAAGGAAUGGUUUCAUCCACAAUGUGACAGUCUAAAGACGUCUAAACAUAAAUCUAUGUGCAGAUACUGUUCAAGGAAAUUGUAAACUUGAGGUUUCAAACUGCUAAACGUCUUACCAUUAAUAAUGUAAAAAGUUCUAUUUAAUA
Messenger RNA from Dendronephthya gigantea, 2603 nucleotides. RefSeq lists its product as uncharacterized. Gene Ontology annotation, molecular function: zinc ion binding; cysteine-type peptidase activity. The record is from RefSeq and is a predicted model, not a curated record. The transcript is spliced from 4 exons. NCBI's taxonomy places the organism in Eukaryota, Metazoa, Cnidaria, Anthozoa, Malacalcyonacea, Nephtheidae. The coding region runs from base 74 to 2542 and encodes 822 amino acids. Gene Ontology annotation, biological process: proteolysis.